Messenger RNA from Ochlerotatus camptorhynchus, 1475 nucleotides. RefSeq names its product carboxypeptidase B-like. Gene Ontology annotation, molecular function: zinc ion binding; metallocarboxypeptidase activity. Bases 98 to 1471 code for a protein of 457 amino acids. The record is from RefSeq and is a predicted model, not a curated record. Lineage: Eukaryota; Metazoa; Arthropoda; Insecta; Diptera; Culicidae. The transcript is spliced from 4 exons. Gene Ontology annotation, biological process: proteolysis.
CCGUCGGUCACGGCCAAACCAGUCGUGGUCGUGAUUUUGAGCUCGAGUAUCGGUGGGUAGUAUGAAGUGAAGAUCUGAGUUGGGUUGGAAAAUCAGAAUGAAGUUCCUGGACCUGUUUGCGAUCGGUCUGGCCAUAACGGUGCUACUGGACCGUGGUGACCUAGUUUGUGGACUAUCCACCGUUGGACGAACCGCGGAUGGAUUGAUAGUGGUUCCGGAAGCGCCGACCGAGGUUGCCAUUCAGGAGGAUUCGGCCAAACAGGAAACGCCACAAACACCGGUCAAGUACGACGGAGCUCAACUGUGGAGGAUCAAGUACCACGAUCAGAUAAACAAAAACGCCGUCGCGGAACUGCAGAACCAGUUUGGUGCCUCCAUGUGGAACUACAACAUCACCUAUGUGGACGUCUUCCUCAAGGGGCCGAAGCUGCCCGGAGCACGCAAGCUGCUGACCCAGUCCCGAAUUUCGUUUGAAGUGAUUAUCGACGAUAUCCAGCGGGCGAUCGACAACGAAAAUCCACCCAAGGACGAGCUGGACCUGUGGGAGAAUCGCGACGGCCACCGCAUGACCUGGACGGCCUACCACCGGCUGGUGGACAUUCACGAUUGGAUGGACUACCUGGCCAAGACGUACCCGGACAUUUGCAGCAGCCAGAGCAUUGGGAAAUCGUACCAAAAGCGGGACCUGAAGGUGCUUCGCAUCUCCAAUGGAAAUCCUUCGAAUGCAGCCGUUUGGAUCGACGGAGGAAUUCACGCUCGGGAGUGGAUCAGCCCGGCUACGGUGACCUUCAUCGUGAACAACAUGGUCGAGGAUUGGGACGACCAGCCGGAGUACAUUCGAAACAUCGAUUGGUACGUCCUUCCGGUGCACAAUCCGGACGGAUAUGAGUACACCCAUCAGAACGAUAGACUGUGGCGGAAGAACCGUCGAGGUUCACUGUACGGACCGUGUGCCGGAGUGGAUUUGAACCGCAACUAUGGCUACAAAUGGGGCGGCCAGGGCUCCUCCAAGCAACCCUGCUCGGACAUCUUUGCUGGAAGUGGACCAUUCUCCGAACCGGAAACGAAAGCGGUGUACAACUUCAUGCAAAAUUCAGCGGCCAACUGGAAGGGAUUCCUGACAUUCCACAGCUAUGGACAGUACAUUCUGUACCCUUGGGGCUACGAUCGUUUGGUCCCACCAGAUCACCAGGAUCUCAAGCAAGUCGGAGACGAAGCUGCUAAGAAAAUGCUUGCAACGGAAGGAUCUUCCUACACGGUGGGACCGUCCGGCAAUACUCUGUACCCGGCCGCUGGUGGUUCGGACGAUUGGGCUCGCGGUGAAAUGAAAAUCAAAUACGCCUACACGGUGGAACUGCGCGACAGUGGUCGAAAUGGAUUCGUUCUGCCGGCCAACCAGAUUCAACCUACCGGACGGGAAGCGUUCAUAUUCGUCGAUACCGUGGCCAAAGCCAUUUCCAAGUUGAAAUAACUCA